Molecule: messenger RNA, 1755 nt
Organism: Entrophospora sp. SA101
Lineage: Eukaryota; Fungi; Glomeromycota; Glomeromycetes; Entrophosporales; Entrophosporaceae
Source: the annotation of a GenBank genome assembly
AUGAAUAAUAAAAAGAAAAUUGAACUUCAAGAUCUACUUGGUGCGAUCCAAGAAGAAACUGGUUUCAGUGGUUUAAAACAAAAAUUAGCCUCACUUGAAAGUGGUGGUAAUAAAGGAACGUACAAAGAUCCUUUGCCACCACCUUUGCCCAAACGACUUAAAGAUAGAUUAAAUCGACAAGCGGCUUAUGAGGAAACAAAAAAAGAGAUUUCAAAAUGGGAACCGAUUGUUAAACAAAAUCGCAUAGCAGAUCACUUGGUUUUUCCAAUAGAUGCCAUACCACAACAUCGUCCAACUAAUAGUCUAUUGGCCGGUACAUUCAAGCCUUCAACAAACUUAGAAAAAGAAGUAGAAUCUAUACUGGUGGAAAGUGGAUUGAAACAGGGAAAUGAAAAAGAACUUCAACAAUAUGAAAAACUCCAGUUAAACAAAUUAUCAAUAGAUGAAAUAAAAACUCGAACAAAGGAACUUCGUAGAAUGCGUGAAUUAAUGUUUCGAGAAGAAAUUAAAGCAAAAAGGAUUGCAAAAAUCAAGAGUAAAACAUAUAGAAAAAUUCGGAGAAAAGAAAAGAUUAAAUUAAAUCUUGACCAAUUAUCACAACUAGAUCCAGAGCUUGCAAGAGAAGAACGUAUAAAACUUGAUACAGCUAGAGCAAAAGAACGUAUGACCCUAAAACACAAGAAUACAACUAAAUGGGCUAAACAAUUAUUAAAAAAUGGACAUCAUGAUCCUGAAACAAUUAAAGAUGAUGCUUUUGAUGAACUAUCCCAAUUAGUAAAUGAUGAAGCUUUAAAAGAUGAAACAUCAUUAGGUAUAAUGGAAUCAAUUACUUUUGUUGGUAAUAAUAUGGGAAGAAUGAUAAUUGGUGCUGGAACAAAGAACCAAUUACUAAAAAAGCAAGAAAAUACUAAAGUUUUAUUUGAUCAAGGACCAACUAUAAAAAAAUUGCCCAAAUCUAUAUUUGAUGGAGAAAUUAAUCCAUGGUUACAGACAGACACUUCUCAAGUUAUGGCUAUUAGUAAAAAAAAUAAUAAAGUUACUAAUAAAAAAAAUGAAACAAAAUCUGAUAAAUUAGUUAAUAAAUUAAAGAGACAAAAGCAAUCAAGAAAAGAAGAUGAUGUUGAGAUUGAUUUAGACAAUGUUUUAACAUUCAACGAAAGUCUUCAGAAAAUUGAAAAACAGACAAAAGUAGUAAAAAUUACAGAUAAAGAAAUUGAGGAGGUAGAUGUCGAGGAGGAUGAGAAGAUAACAAAUGAUUACAUUCAUAGUAAAGACACUUUGAAAUUUACACAGAGAGAAUUAGUUUCAAGAGCUUUUGCUAAUGAUAAUGUAGUUCAGGAAUUUGAAGUGGAAAAACAAGCUAUAAUUGAUGAAGACGCACCCAAAGAAGAAGAUAUAACUUUACCUGGUUGGGGUGCUUGGGGUGGUAAAGGUGUGCGAAAACGUAAACGAAGGAAAUUGAUUUCAACAAUUCCUGGAAUUGAUUCAUCUAAACGUAAAGAUUCUAAAUUAAAACACGUCGUUAUUAAUGAAAAAAGAGUUAAAAAGGCAAAAAAAUAUCUUUCAACAAAUGUUCCAUAUCCAUUUAAAAAUACGAAUCAAUAUGAACAUAGUUUGCAUACUCCACUGGGCAAGGAAUGGAAUACUGUCGAAGUUUAUCAAAAAUUAAAUAAACCUAGAGUUAUUACAAAAUUAGGUUCAAUUAUCGAUCCAUUAAAUGUACCUUUUAAAAAUGACAAUAAAUUAAAUAUAUAA